Molecule: messenger RNA, 521 nt
Organism: Caenorhabditis elegans
Lineage: Eukaryota; Metazoa; Nematoda; Chromadorea; Rhabditida; Rhabditidae
Gene: pfn-3
Product: Profilin-3
Exons: 4
Coding region: 25-405 (126 amino acids)
Cellular component (GO): cytoskeleton
Molecular function (GO): actin binding
Source: RefSeq, marked reviewed
UUUCAGCACACACAAAACGAAAACAUGUCGUGGUCUGAUAUUAUCAACAAUAACCUUAUCGGGUCUGGAAAUGUGAGCAAGGCUGCCAUUCUUGGAUUCGACGGAGCUGUAUGGGCAAAGAGUGAUAACUUUAAUAUCUCCGUCGAAGAAGCCGUCGCCGCAGGAAAAGCCUUCACCUCCUUGGAUGCUCUUCUUGGAACCGGCCUCCGCUUGGAAGGACAAAAAUUCUUGGUCCUCAACGCAGAUAAUGACAGAAUAAUUGGAAAGCAAGGAGGAUCUGGAUUUUUCAUCUACAAAACUAUCCAAGCCGUUAUUAUUUCCAUCUACGAGAAAGGACUCCAACCAGAAAUGUGCAGCAAGACCACCGGAGCCCUGGCCGAUUACUUCAGGUCCAUCAAGUACUGAUCACAAUUCCCGAAGCCUCCUGCCGAUUUGCCAUCCAUGUUUGCAUUUUUUUUUUUGUAUUUUUUCAUUUCGUUUCUUUUUUAUAUAAAUAAAUAAUGAAAUAAAUAUUUAUCUUU